Molecule: messenger RNA, 240 nt
Organism: Perkinsus marinus ATCC 50983
Lineage: Eukaryota; Perkinsozoa; Perkinsida; Perkinsidae
Exons: 1
Source: RefSeq, a predicted model, not a curated record
AUGGUGGAGUCGGCUACUCUCCUUGCCGGUGAUGACGUCAACUUGACACAGUUCCACGAGGGCCUCCGAGGAAGGUUCAUGGAUCUGCACACGGAGCAUUUCAGCAGUAAUGAUGACGUUGACGCUGCUCGUGCUAGUGGUCGUAUGGCGUGUGCGGUCUUGGCUCGACUAGUGGUCCGGUCGGCUGGUGACGAUGUGACUACUAUGGUGGAUGAAAACUUAUCGGAGAGGCUUCUUGAA